CGCGACGGCCACAAAUCGAGGCCACCAAAAAGAUGCACUACGCCCCUCUUUACUCACUCCCACUCCGACAUUGCACAAAGCCGGCACAUGGUCAUCGUCGUGCAAAUCGCCACCAUCAUCAUCAUCAUCAUCAUCAUGAACAGGCCCUGCCUGCACAAUGCGAUGAUGGAAAACCCAAACAACCAUCUGCAGCCAUCCCCGCCUCGCUACACAGUCGCGCAUAUUGUCGAUGCGCAUACAAAUUCGACCGUUGAGUGUGUUGCGUUCCAGCCGUUAGAUAAUCGGACACGCGAGCCCCUUAGUCCCCGCUACUGCCUUGGGCAUCUCUGUCGAACGCACUGCUGCUCUCCGCGGCUCAAUUUGCUCCGUUAGCUAAUAUUUGUGGGUCUGCCUGCUUGUUUUUUUUUUUUGGGUGUUGUUGUGUGAAGAUUUUGGAAGACCGAUCGGAGGAGGUGGAAAUUUUGGGUACACAACAACAACAGCAACAAUGCGGUACGAGAUGAUGGACGUGCUCUCCAUCGGCUGCUUUAGUUGUCUCAGUUCGAUUGAGCAGACAAGAUCAGAGACAGAGUGUCUCAUUGGAGCGACUUCAGCUUAGUAAACGGUUAGUGGACGUUACUGUUCGGAUUUUUAGUAUUUGUGCAGCGAAUCAUUGAAGGAAGUAAAUUCCAACAUGGUCCUUUGUCGGCUAAACCACACUGUGUGUGCAGUGAUCUUCAUCUUGUCGGUCGUAAAUCAGCUCCAAUGUCGGCCCCUGCCCGAUCAUCCCGCAGACGGUGAUGCGGAGGCCAAAAUCCAAGCUGACCGUGAGCUGCUCAAUACAGUGACCUACGUCGGCAACAACAAGGUGUACGGACUACUCUCCAAUGAGCAACCGCCGAUGCGUGAAGCAAAGCUCGAGAAGGAGGACUUUGACUCAACCUUCCUCACCAAGCUGGACAACGUGCAGAAGAAGUUCGUCACCAAGGGCAAUGUCCCAGCGCUGGUGGAUCAAACGCAUCCCAAGGAUUAUUACGGCAAUGACGUCAAAGAUGAAGCCAUUCGCCGCGGUUUCGUCGGAAUAGUCGAGCAGUUGUCCAACGUUUUCAACGCGAUUGUUGAGAAAGUCCCCAAGGGAGCAGUCACAAACCUGAACAAAAGUGUGCUGAACCGUCUCAACCAGAUCGGUGCCGUGCUGGUCGGACUUGAGGAUGCGAAAAAGAAGUAGAGUCGUGGUACGCACACCACGUGUAUGGUU
Anopheles arabiensis is the source of this 1237-nucleotide messenger RNA. RefSeq lists its product as uncharacterized. Bases 674 to 1207 code for a protein of 177 amino acids. The record is from RefSeq and is a predicted model, not a curated record. The transcript is spliced from 4 exons. Lineage: Eukaryota; Metazoa; Arthropoda; Insecta; Diptera; Culicidae.